CCAUAAGCCGCACUCUCUAUGAAACUACAUUUGAUUCGACUAUGAUGAUCAUGGUGUGGUGAAACUGCUUGGUAGAGGUGUUUGCAUUGUUUGUGGUGGAGCAGCAAGGCUGGCUUACUCCGCCCACAGCGACUCCACCAGUACAACAAACAACAAGGCUGACAGAUGCAAAGCCACGGCAGGCAUAUAAUCAUGUUCUGAGCGCCAUCCACCUCAUUCGAGGCCUGAGUCACUAACUCUACACCCCAUCGACCAUGUCUUUUCAAGAUAUUCCCGAGUUCCUCCUCCUCUGCCGCGAGGAAGAGUCCGUCACCGCCUUCGAGGAGGCGCUGGCGCGACAGUGGCCCGCCCACGCGACGGAGCCAAAGGUCCAGUUUCGCAUUGUGCGGCAAUCGCUGCGCGACGUGCCUGCGACCACCCCGUUCGACCUGAUCGUCUCCCCCGCCAACUCCUACGGUCUUCUCGACGGGGCCUUUGACGAUGCCAUUACCCGCAAAUUCUGCCUCCCCGACCAUCCCUACGAGACCCUGACGCGAGCGGCGCAGCAGGUCCUCUACGAGCGCUGGCGCGGCUUUGUGCCCCCCGGCACAUGCACGCUGGUGCCAUUCCCCGAGUCUUUGACCCCCAACGAGUGGGGAUGUCGGUGGGUAGCCCUCUGUCCGACGAUGCGCAUGCCCGACCGAGUGAGCUGGGAUCGCGAGGUGGUGUACGAAUGUAUCUGGAGUCUGCUGGGACAGCUAGAAGGGUGGAAUCGGGGGCGUGCGACGGAUCGCAUGGAGCGGAUCCUGAUCCCUCCGCUGGCCACCGGGGUGGGUAGGGUCAGUCCGCAGCGCUGGGCGGCCCAGAUGGUACUGGCGGUAAGACAUUUUGUGGAUGCGCUGGAGCGACCGGCGCACUGGAGCAAGAUGAACUGGCUAGAGGCGGCGGAUCAUCAUCGUGAUAUCCUCCCCACGUGGAAUAUGUGAUGGCGUGAGUUAUGAUGGGGCUGAGGAGGAAGGAGCCGGGGGGGGGGGAAGACAGGGAG
Molecule: messenger RNA, 1024 nt
Organism: Aspergillus uvarum CBS 121591
Lineage: Eukaryota; Fungi; Ascomycota; Eurotiomycetes; Eurotiales; Aspergillaceae
Exons: 1
Coding region: 255-965 (236 amino acids)
Source: RefSeq, a predicted model, not a curated record